This is a messenger RNA of Anguilla rostrata (American eel), 3822 nucleotides long. RefSeq names its product zinc finger protein 271-like. Gene Ontology annotation, cellular component: nucleus. The coding region runs from base 175 to 2628 and encodes 817 amino acids. The transcript is spliced from 2 exons. Gene Ontology annotation, molecular function: DNA-binding transcription factor activity, RNA polymerase II-specific; RNA polymerase II cis-regulatory region sequence-specific DNA binding. The record is from RefSeq and is a predicted model, not a curated record. Lineage: Eukaryota; Metazoa; Chordata; Actinopteri; Anguilliformes; Anguillidae. Gene Ontology annotation, biological process: regulation of transcription by RNA polymerase II.
AAGAAGAAGAAGAAGAACGUUACGGUGCUGUACGCUCUAUGGUUCAAUCAGCGUUAACACGCACGUGGGAUCAUUGGUCGCCAAGAAUUACAUCAAGUUAAACAAAUUAUGCACUUAAAGUGAAGUCACCAGCGAAUACGGGAGCUGCACUUCUGGACACCUUUGAGCAGCAGUAUGAUGCAGGCAGGAGUCUGUCUGAGACAGGACACUGAGACAACACUACCACAGCUCACUGAGCAGCACAGGAUCAGACAGAAAGAAGAGGAACUCAGUGGACUGGAGUCUGUCCACAUGGCAGAGUCAGAGACGGAGUGUGCUGCACCAGGACUCAACACAAUGGAGCCAGAGUGUGUUACAGCACACAGCGGGGUCAGUGAUGUACACCGUACACACACACCACUGAUUAAAACAGAAACUGAUCUGGGCUCCACCCACACUGGGAAUUUUAUUAAGACCGAGAACCUAGACAGUACAGAGCUGGGAUAUGUAACCCAUCUGCAUCCUGACCAAAUCAAAACGGAGACUGAUGAUGGAGGAUUUCAUAACCCAGAACACACCGGGGACUUGCAGGAUUUUAAGCGUGUUACUAUUAAAAUUGAAUCCAGUGAACGUUUAAUGAGUGAUCUCAUGAAUACUGGUGUUGAACACAAAGACCAGACUGGACCGUGGCAAUAUGCAGAAGAGCCAAACCCAAACUGUAAAAAGGAAGAAGCUCAUGAUCUGCUGACGCAAUGUGAGGACUUAAACCAUGACUGUGACACAAACAAUGAAAAUAAUCUAAGCAGAAUCAUACAGAUAAGUGCAAACACCAGAAGAAAACAUAUAAACCGUCAGACAACUAAUGUGAUAAUUGAACCCAUAAUUAAUUCAAGUAAAAACCCAAGCCUCUUUCAAAAGAAGACUGUGCAUAGAAAUGAAGGUGGAUUUCAUAUUGGUGGAAAGCCAUACAAUUGUACAUGGUGUGAGAAAUGUUUCACUUCCAAAUCUGCUUUAAAUAUACACCUGAGAAUUCAUACAGGUGAAAAGCCCUACAGUUGUACACAGUGUGAGAAGUGUUUUUCUACCAAAUCUGUUUUGAAUGCACAUCUGAAAAUUCAUACAGGUGAAAAGCCAUACAAUUGUACACAGUGUGAGAAAUGUUUUUAUGCCAAAUCUGUUUUGAAUAGACAUCUGACAAUUCACAGAGAUGAGAAGCCUUACAAGUGUAUCCAUUGUGGGAAGUGCUUUUCCCGAAUAUCUAAUUUAAAUUGUCACCUGAGAAUUCAUACAGGUGAGAAGCCAUAUAAUUGUACACAGUGUGAGAAGUGUUUUACUACCAAAUCUGUUUUAACUAUACACCAGAGAAUUCAUACAGGUGAAAAGCCAUACAAUUGUACACAGUGUGAGAAAUGUUUUUAUGCCAAAUCUGUUUUGAAUAGACAUCUGACAAUUCACAGAGAUGAGAAGCCUUACAAGUGUAUUCAUUGUGGGAAGUGUUUUUACCGAAUAUCUGAUUUGAGUAUCCACCUGAGAAUUCAUACAGGUGAGAAGCCUUACCAGUGUGCAUAUUGUGGGAAGUGUUUUAAUAGAAAAUCUCAUUUAAAUGAACACCAGAGAAUUCAUACAGGUGAAAAGCCUAACAGGUGUACUCACUGUGAUAAGCGAUUUAAUACAAAAACAAGUUUAGAUGUACACGUAAGAAUUCAUACAGGUGAAAAACCCUACAAGUGUAUACAAUGUGCAAAGUGCUUUCGUACAAAAUCUGAUUUAAAUCUACACCAGAGAAUUCAUACUGGUGAAAAGCCCUACAAAUGUAUUCAUUGUCAGAACUGCUUUUCCCAAAUGCGUCUUUUAAGAAACCACCUGAGAAUUCAUACUGGUGAAAAGCCACACAGUUGUACACAGUGUAAGAGAUGUUUUACUACCAAAUAUGAUUUAAAUAUACAUGUGAGAAUUCAUACAGGUGAAAAACCCUACAAAUGUAUUCAUUGUGGGAAGUGCUUUUCCCAAAUAUCUCGUUUAAACAGCCACCAGAAAAUUCAUACAGGUGAAAAGCCCUACAAAUGUAUUUAUUGUGGGAAGUGCUUGUCCACAAAGUAUCUAUUAAAUUGCCACUGGAGAAUUCAUACAGGUGAAAAGCCCUACAAAUGUAUUCAUUGUGAGAAGUGCUUUUCCCAAAUGUGUCCUUUAAGAAACCACCUGAGAAUUCACAUGGGUGAGAUGCCUUACAGGUGCACACAUUGUGGGAAAUGUUUUACUACAGAAUAUAAUUUACAUACACAUGUGAGAAUACAUACAGGUGAGAAGCCAUACAAGUGUACACAGUGUGAGAAGUGUUUUAAUGGAAAGUCUGAUUUAAAAAAACACUUGAGAAUUCAUACGGGUGAGAAGCCUUACCAGUGUACACAUUGUGGUCAGGGCUUGUCAACAAUGUAUCAAUUAAAUUGCCACAGGAGUAUUCAUACAGGUGAGAAGCCAUACAAGUGUACACAAUGUGAGAAAAGUUUUAUUACAAAAUCUCAUUUAAAUGUACACCUGAGAAUUCAUACAGGUGAAAAACCCUACACAUGUAUUCAUUGUGAGAAGUGCUUUUCCCGAGUGAGUAAUUUAAGACGCCACCUAGGAAUUCAUUUGAGGGAAACGCCCUAAACAUCUCAACACUGUGGUGAGUGCUUUUCCACAAUUUAACGUGCUAACAUGGAAUUCAUAGAGGUGAAAAGCCACGCAAUUUUAUUAAUUGUGCAACAUUCUUUUUAGUAGCCAGCUGAGAAUUCAUUCAGAUGAAAAGUCCUUUACAUGUUCUCUGAGUGAGAAGUGCUUUUCCAAAAAAUAAGAAUUUAGUUUUCACAAGAUGCAUCACACCAAUGAAAAACCAUGCACAUGUGUCGUGUGGGACUAAUGUUUUCAGUGUUGGAACUGUUUUUACCAACACACGGCAUUAAAUUGCCUUAAUGCUAGUAGUACAGUUACUCACUGUGGGAAGUAUUUCAAAUGUACUUAGUGGUUAAAUUACAAAAUCUAAUUUUCAUGGCCAGAAGGUAACUCAUACAAGUUUAGAGCCUGACAUUCUCAUUGUGGGAAGUACAGAUGUGCCUUCACUUUUUUUUUGAUUAACCACCCUGUUGUGGUUUCUAAAUUCUUAUUUGAUGGGUGUUUCAUUUGAGUUCAUGGAGUGAGAAAAAGGCUGGUUUGUAGUUGCGCAUUGUAAUGUACUUCUGACAUGCUGAUCAUGUUUCCGAUAUCUGAGAAUACAGCACAAUAACUAGGACAAACUGUGAUGCUCCUUUCAUAACAAGUGUUUAUGACGGUUUUUUGAAAAUGUAAUUUUAAUUCCAUGUAAAUAUAAAAUGUAAUUCCUUGUGGACUGAAGCGUGAUAUUUUGUGAUUAUGAGAUUGACAGCAGUGUAAAUUGUUUAAAAGAAUGUAAAACAAUGUCAAAUCUGUUAGGAUAUUCUGUGUAAAGAAACAUGGUUUUGUGUAUUGCAAGCAUGUUUUUUGAAAAUUACUGGCUUUUCCAGUUCUUUUACUGUCAAGGUUGUAAUUGUGCUUGUCAAUUAAAGCUGAUUUUUUUAGACCUGACAGUAUGUUUUGUCUGACAUAUCAGUCGAGGAUGUUUGUAUUACUCUUUAUUUUCCAACAUUGCACAUGAAUUGCACUGUCUAUAUGGCCUCUCUGACAGACAUUGCACAUUCCCUGGUCAAAAUAGCUCUGAUCAACAUACUGUAUGUUCUCUGUCUGAUGAGACUUCAAUUUUCGGUAACGUUUAUGUGUUUGAGGAUUAAAUUCCGUAUUUAUGACAGGCUUGGGGAUGUUUUGAUGAUUAAAUGGGAGCAUUUUUCAUUA